Molecule: messenger RNA, 798 nt
Organism: Ostreococcus lucimarinus CCE9901
Lineage: Eukaryota; Viridiplantae; Chlorophyta; Mamiellophyceae; Mamiellales; Bathycoccaceae
Exons: 1
Biological process (GO): signal transduction; peptidyl-serine phosphorylation
Cellular component (GO): cAMP-dependent protein kinase complex
Molecular function (GO): ATP binding; cAMP-dependent protein kinase activity
Source: RefSeq, a predicted model, not a curated record
ACGUUCAGAGACUUCAUCAUCCUUCGCGAGCUCGGGCGUGGAUUGUGCGGCACCGUGUACUUGGCCAAGUAUCGCUUCACCGAUCAACUCGUGGCGUUCAAGGUUAUGCGAAAGCAAAAGCUCAUUGACGUUGGAGAGAUUCGACACGCCGUUCGCGAGCGCGAGGUGCACGCGACGAUAAAUCAAGGCCCGUUCAUCGAUAAGCUUUUGCAUGCGUACCAGGACAAAUGGGCGUUGUAUUUAGUGCUCGAGUACGCCCCGUGUGGAGACUUGUUUCAGGCGAUGAAUUAUCACGGUUUGCCCACGCUGCAGGACGCUAAGAUGUACACCACCCAAUGUGCGCUGGCGCUCGAUUAUAUUCACAGAUGCGGGUACGUUUAUCGAGAUUUGAAGCCAGAGAAUAUUCUGUUGGACGUCAACGGGAGCGUGCGACUCGCUGAUUUUGGCAUGGCAAAGAAGUUGGACGACGGCGAACGCGCGUUUACAAUUUGCGGUACGGCGCAGUACAUGUCGCCAGAAGUACUGACGCACCGAGGCUGUCGAUUUGAAGCCGACAUAUGGGCGCUGGGGGUUUUGAUUUACGAGUUAUGCAGCGGCGGAACGCCAUUCGGCGCGGACAAAGACUCUCGCCAGGAGCUCUAUCGUCGAUUGAUGCAUCACCGUAACGAAAGCAUGACAUUUCCGCCCUGGUUCGACGCCGAUACGUGUUCCAUCGUCAAGUCUUUCCUACACGAAGACGAAACGCAACGCUUAGGUUAUGGUGGCGCUUUCUCGCUCAUCUUUGACCAUCCUUGGUUC